UAUUUUUGAAACAUAAAAAUGAAAAAAUUCGCCACCACGCCACCUCCACCACACGCCUCCGCCCCACAUGGAAAUUUUCCGUCAAAGCUGUCUCUACUUGCCAAGUUGAUCCAUUAUUUCUUAUUUGAACUAGUCUAGCAAACCUAUUCUGUUAUUGCAGAGGAAGGUUCCAAAUUAUAGCGACUCCUCGACAAAACCAGGCACGCGUGCAUAUAUAUCUUACACAACUCACACAAUUCAAUGCAUCAUCUGAAAAGGAAUUCUGUGCUACAACUCCUUCCAUAUAACCUAUAUAUGAUCUAGCCCAGUCUAAUGCAUAAUCACACCAUAACAAUGAAACAUGAGAGAGCACUGGCUUAGCUAGGUUAGAAAGACAGUGCCGUAGCAAGGAUCCACACCAUACCUCUCUAGCCAUGCAAGAAGCAUUAGUCCUCCUGGUGCUCAUCAUCUUCCCAGUGACCACAGAGGUAUCAGCCACCUCUUCUGGGCUUGCCGUCUCAUUGCCGGGGUGCCCAGACAAGUGCGGCAACGUGUCCAUCCCUUACCCAUUUGGCAUCGGUGAUGGCUGUGCCGCAAGCAGCCUGAACCCCUAUUUUACUGUGACCUGCAACAACAGCUUCCAGCCACCAAGGCCUAUGAUUAAUGGCAUGGAGGUCAUUGACAUCUCUCUGGAGCGUGGCGAGGUGCGUGUUUACCGCCCUGUCAGCUACAACUGCUUCACGUCAAACACCACCAUAUCGGAGAACUACACGGAUUGGUUCAGCCUGGAAGGCACGCCGUUCAUCCUCUCCGCCAUCCGCAACCGCUUCACGGUCAUCGGCUGCAACACCCUAGGGGUGAUUGGCGGCUACACACACGGCAACUCUGACCCUUAUGUGGCCGGCUGCUACUCGUACUGCCAAGGCAUCAACAGCACGUCUGACGGUGCGCCGUGUGCCGGGAUGGGAUGCUGCGAGACCACCAUCUCCCCCAACCUCACUGACUUCUCAGCGUUAUUGUUCGACCUGAACAACGUGUGGAACUUCAACCCAUGCUUCUACGCGAUGCUUGUUGAGGUCGGGUGGUACAGCUUCAGGAGGCAGGACCUCGUCGGGCGCCUUGGGUUCAUCCACGAAAGAGCCAACAGAGGUGUCCCUGUCGUCGGUGACUGGGCCAUUAGAAAAGGCUCAUGUCCAAAAGAUGGUGAAAGGUUGCCAAGAGACCAUGCUUGUGUCAGUUCAAACAGCUAUUGUGUGAGUGCAAGUGGGCCAGGGUACCUGUGCAACUGCUCUGAAGGCUAUGCGGGCAAUCCUUAUAUUCACGAAGGCUGCCAAGACAAAGAUGAGUGCAAACUGCGUAAGCAGGACCUCAAGUACAAAGACUUAUAUCCAUGCGAAAAUGGGAUCUGUCGCAAUACACCAGGACACUAUAUAUGCAAGUGCAGGAUAGGAACAAGACCAGAUGGCACAAAUUCUGGAUGCCGGCCUCUGCUUAGACAAACCGAACUGGUGGCCAUAGGCCUCAGUGCUUCUGCAGUCAUAAUGAUAUCUUUGACAUGCAUAUUGGUUAUGAAAUUACAACGAAGGAAGCAUAGGAAGGAGAAGGAUGAAUAUUUCAAACAAAAUGGAGGUCUGAAAUUAUAUGAUGAGAUGAGAUCAAGGCAAGUUGACACCAUUUGUGUACUUACAGAGGAAGAGAUAAAGAAAGCCACAGACAACUUUAGCGAAGAUUAUGUUCUUGGAUGUGGUGGCCAUGGAAUGGUCUAUAGAGGAACUUUAGAUGACAACAAAGAAGUUGCCAUAAAGAAGUCCAAGGUAAUAGAUGACGACUGCAAAGAAGAAUUUGUAAAUGAGAUAAUAAUCUUAUCACAAAUUAACCACAGGAACAUUGUGAGGUUACUGGGAUGCUGCUUGGAGGUAGAUGUGCCGAUGUUGGUGUAUGAGUUCGUUUCCAAUGGUACCCUCUUUGAGUUCCUUCAUGGCAAUGAUAGCAGAUCACCGAUCCCCUUGGAUCUUAGAUUGAAGGUUGCAACACAGUCAGCAGAAGCUCUUGCCUACAUUCAUUCAUCAACUUCUCGUACAAUUCUGCAUGGAGAUGUCAAAUCCCUCAAUAUACUCUUGGAUGAUGAAUACAAUGCAAAAGUGUCAGAUUUUGGAGCAUCGGCACUAAAGUCCAUGGACAAAAAUGAUUUCAUUAUGCUUAUCCAAGGAACUCUUGGUUAUAUUGACCCUGAAAGUUUUGUCAGUCAGCGUCUAACUGACAAAAGUGAUGUAUACAGCUUCGGGGUUGUUCUUUUAGAGCUAAUGACAAGGAAGAAGGCAGUAUACAUUGAUAUCUCUAAUGAAAAGAAAGCACUAUCUCAUACUUUCAUACAGAUGUUUCACCAGAACAAGCUCCGGGAUAUGUUGGACAGUGACAUAGUAGAUGAUGAGGUUAUGGUGGUAGUUGAGAAACUAGCUGAGCUUGUCAUGCACUGCCUGAGCCCAAAAGGAGAUGAGAGGCCAACAAUGAAGGAAGUUGCAGAGCGACUACAAAUGUUGAGAAGACUCGAGAUGCAGUUAGCCACAAAAAAGAAUCCUAUGCAGGCGUAUUAUUCUUGUGGAGGACCUUCAGUGCCUGUCCCUUCAGCCGAGAUGGGAUACCAGAGCACAGAGACAGUCAAACUGGUGUUGGAUGUAGAUCUCGCAAGAUAAAUAAGUGC
Molecule: messenger RNA, 2680 nt
Organism: Phragmites australis (common reed)
Lineage: Eukaryota; Viridiplantae; Streptophyta; Magnoliopsida; Poales; Poaceae
Product: wall-associated receptor kinase 4-like
Exons: 3
Coding region: 414-2672 (752 amino acids)
Biological process (GO): cell surface receptor signaling pathway; protein phosphorylation
Cellular component (GO): plasma membrane
Molecular function (GO): protein serine/threonine kinase activity; ATP binding; polysaccharide binding
Source: RefSeq, a predicted model, not a curated record